AUGCAAAUAGAAAUCUGUGGAGAUGAUGAGUUAGGAGAUAAAUUAGAUAAACUUGAAACAAAAAUCAAUGAAUUUUCUGAAAAAAUUACAGAAAAUUUGACUGCUGAAAAACAAUAUGAAUUUAUUAAUAAAUGUCUUGAAGAAUAUAUUAAAGACGAUGGAGGAAAAUUUCAAGAUAUUAAACUCACUAGAGAAAAUAUUUUUUAUUUUUUAAAUAACAAUUUUAAUACAUCAAAUAUAGAUCUUUUUCAUACAAAAUAUAAAGAAAUUUAUAUUUUUUUCCUUAAUAAUUUUGAUAUAGAAAAAAAUCCUUACUAUGUUUUUUAUUAUUGUAAAGCAUUUCUUCAUUGGAUAACUAAAGCUUAUCUUAGACAUUUAUAUAAUUUAAAACAUUUAUAA
Molecule: messenger RNA, 399 nt
Organism: Dentiscutata erythropus
Lineage: Eukaryota; Fungi; Glomeromycota; Glomeromycetes; Diversisporales; Gigasporaceae
Source: the annotation of a GenBank genome assembly